Molecule: messenger RNA, 4235 nt
Organism: Danio rerio (zebrafish)
Lineage: Eukaryota; Metazoa; Chordata; Actinopteri; Cypriniformes; Danionidae
Gene: gpm6ba
Product: glycoprotein M6Ba
Cellular component (GO): membrane
Source: RefSeq, marked validated
GUUUAUGUCAACCUGACGGACAAGUGGCUGUUUUUCGUCGUCUCUUACGGAUUCUCUCUCUGCCUGUAAACUAGUCUUCUCCAACCCUUUACACGAGAUUCUCUUCAGCUGAGCACGUAUCGUUUAUGAACCAGUUAUUUACGCGAAAAUCGAUCUGACAAAAUAUUUUAGGCUACACGUUUGAGGUGGACUGCUACCACUGUAUUGGAGCAAGAGCGAUCAGGCAAAGGGAAAAUAUUCUAAAUACUCGUUAACAAAUGGAUGGGAUGAAACCAGAAUCGACGGCUGAGGAGAACCAAGAUGAAAGGGAUGAAAGCAAAGGGUGCUUCGAGUGUUGCAUCAAAUGUCUGGGUGGUGUCCCAUAUGCCUCUUUGGUGGCCACCAUCUUGUGCUUUUCAGGAGUGGCUCUGUUCUGCGGCUGUGGGCAUGUGGCACUUACAGGGACUGUGACUAUGGUGGAAAACCACUUUUCUCGCAUCUCUUCUGAUCAUGCUGCUCUCACUGAUGUGGUUCAGAUUUUGCAGUACAUCAUCUAUGGAAUUGCCUGUUUAUUCUUCCUGUAUGGCAUCAUCUUACUGGCCGAGGGCUUUUACACCACCAGUGCUGUCAAAGAGAUGCACAGUGAAUUCAAGACAACUGUUUGUGGACGCUGCAUCAGUGCUAUGUUUGUAUUCCUCACCUAUAUUCUGGGCUUGGGAUGGCUAGGCAUCUUUGGAUUUUCUGCUGUGCCUGUUUUCCUCUUUUAUAACAUGUGGACCACAUGUGGUGCCAUGAAAUCCCCAAUUGCCAAUCUCACCUCUGUGGACAACAUCUGUGUUGAUGUGCGGCAGUAUGGUAUCAUCCCAUGGAAUGCGAACCCUGGUAAAGCCUGUGGGUCCACACUAAGCGACAUCUGCAAUACCAGUGAGUUCUAUUUGUCCUACCAUCUUUAUAUUGUUGCCUGUGCUGGAGCUGGUGCCACAGUGAUUGCACUGAUCCACUACCUGAUGAUCUUGGCAGCAAACUGGGCCUAUCUGAAGGGGGCAUGUCAGCAGACCCAUGCCUAUCAGGACAUAAAGACCAGGGAUGAUCAAGAACUUCAGGAUGUGCAGUCACGCUCUAAGGAGGGUCUCAAUUCAUACUCAUAAAUAGUUUUCCAAACUGUUCUAUCCCACCUCUGUCUAAAUCUAUUUCCCAUCUCUAAAGUCUAACUCCUCUCUGUUUUAUUUUCAACCUCUUGCUUUCUAGAACACUAAUACUACUAGUGGUGAACUAUCCUGACAAUACAUCAUAACAAUAAUGACAACGUUAUAUUCUUUUAACCAAAUUGAACAUGAGUUGAACCAUACCAAAUGUAGAUAAUGAAUCUGAUGAUAUGUUGUUUGCUCAUCAAUUUGAUGGUAGAAAAAAUUAAAUGAUUAUUAAAUGAUUAUUACUGGGUUAUGUUUUGUUUUAUGAUGUAUUGUCUUGGUGAGGCGCCACAAAGAAUAGAAAGUCUGCACUAACUCCUCACAGCUCACCGACAUCCCUUUUGGGGAAUGAAUAUAUAUAUUAGGGAUGCAACAACACACUUAGCCCACGAUUCAAUACAUACCUCGGUUCGGUUCAGUUCUCAUGGCUUGACACGUUUUUUUUUGGUUUUUUUUCUAUAGGCAAUAGAAACAGUAAGAGGUUAAGGAGAAAAAAAUUUAAACGAUUUAUUGCAAUACUCAUUUGGUUUUACUUAAAAGCCAAGAAAAGUACAGUAAUUCCAAGUGGAUUGUAUUAAAAAAAUGAACACUGAAAUCUCACAGCUACUGAUAGCUCAUGUACAAACCGCGUAUUGAACCGUGGAAGUUGUACCGUACGGUUCAAUAUUACAUUGAGAACUGUGGCAUCCCUAAUAUAUGUAUAAAUAUAUAUAUAUAUAUACACACACACACACACACACACACACACAAACACACACACACACACACACACACACACACACACACAGACACACACACGCACGUGUCUGUGUGUGUGUGUGUGUGUGUGUGUGUGUGUAUGUAUGUGUGUGUGUGUGUGUGUGUGUGUGUGUGUGUGUGUGUGUGUGUGUGUACCUGUAUGUGUGUGUGUGUGUGAGUGAGUUUGUGUCUGUCUGUGUGAAGGGAGAUAUGGACGCCAGGGUGCGCAUUAAUGUCUGUGUAUGUAGAAUUUUUCUUUUUGAUCUGAAUCACUGAAUUCACCACUUCAUUCCAACUCUCUUUUUGUUGGGGAAAGUACUGGCUUUUGACAAAUUGCACUAAUCUUAUAAUAGAAAUCUUAUUACCAUAAACAUACAUACAAACCAGGGGGAAAAAGUUUUUAUAUAUAUAUAUUGUAUUAAAAAAAUACAAUAUAUAUAUAUAUAUAUAUAUAUAUAUAUAUAUAUAUAUAUAUAUAUAUAUAUAUAUAUAUAUAUACAUACAUACAGUUGAAGUCCAAAUUAUUAGCCCUCCUUAGAAUUUUUUUUCUCUUUUAAAUAUUUCCCUAAUGAUGUUUAACAGAGCAAGGAUUUUUUUCACAGUAUUUUUCUUCUAGAGAGAGUCUGUUAUAGUAUAUAUAUAAAUAUAUGUGUAUUUUUUUCCCUUUUUUUUCCUUUUUUUUCUGCAGAAUAAACCAUUGAUAAACAAUGAUUUACCUAAUUAUCCUGACUUGCCCAGUUAACUUAAUUUACCUAGUUAAGCUUUACAUUUCAAUUUAAGUGUCACUUUAAUUGUCUUGAAAAAUAUUUGGUAAAAUAUAAUUUACUGUCAUCAUGGCAAAGAUAAAAGAAAACGGUUAUUAGAAAUGAGUUAUUAAAACUAUUAUGUUUAGAAAUGUGUUUUCCCUCCGUCAAAAAGUAAUUGGGGAAAAAAAUAAACAGGGGUGCUAAUAAUUCAGGGGGGCUAAUAAUUCUGACUUUAACUGUAGAGAGAGAGAGAGAGAGAGAGAGAGAGAGAGAGAGAGAGAGAGAGAGAGAGAGAGAGAGAGAGAGACCACUUGACAAUAAAAGUUACACUGUUUUAUUCACCUUUGUUUAAGGUCUGAGAAAUUCCUUCCAGAUUUUAGAAAAAAUAUAUAGUUUAGAUGUUUUUCUCCUGAAAAAAUUACACUUGUUAAGAAAUAUAGAUUUCUUUACUGUUUUUUAAGUUAAAUCAAUGGUAAUGUGUUGUCUGAACAACAUGCAACCAUUUCUGUAUAGUGAUAUAUACAUCAGAAGCUACCUGCAUGACAAAAAUUACAUUUAAAUGAAACACAUCAGUAACUACAAAUUGUAGAUUUAAAGAAACUGUAAAUUGUCAAGUAGUCUCUUAUUUUUUCAUAGCUGUGUUUGUCCAAAAUACAAAACAAUCUCAAAUAAAGAUUUAAGCAAGGUGUUUAUCAGACUUAUGACUAAUUAUGGAAAGAGUGUUGUUUACCACGUUUUUUUUUUUUAGAUGACUGUGACUCUUUAGUGUGAGUAAUUGCUAAGUGGAUGUGACAUCUGAUAAUGGUUUGAAUUUACUGUUGAAUAAUGCAGCCUUGUUUUUGCAGUGUAUCUUUUUCCUAAAUACGUUUGUCUCUCUUUCUAUUUCUACUUUUACAAUAUGAAUCUUUUUAUUGAUCUGUCUUUUAACUGAUGUAAAUAUAUGCAUGUUAGUAUUGUCCACAUACAGUAGUUUUACUAUGAAUUAUUUGAUGUUUUUUGCUAUAUGUUAAAAUCUGUGAAAGGGACGUAUCUAAAAUCUAUUUAGCUUGGUUUUUAACAGAUUUGUGCCUGGAUGUUCUAUUUGUCCCUCAUUACUGCAUGAAGGGGGUAUAUUUCAGAUAUUUCUGCAGUAUUUUUAUAGGGAUAGUUGCCCCAAAAAUCACAAUUCACUUACUAUUUACUUUCUCUCAAUGGUUCCAAACCUUUAUUUUAAAAAUCAGUUCAACUGAGUUUCAUUCAAGUUUGAAUGAAGCUAAAAACAUGUAACCAUUGGGGAAAACAAAUUCUACAGCAGUCAAUAGUUUUUAAUUGGUUUUAUCUUUUAUUUGUUAAAAAAAGGAGUCAAACAGGUUUAUAGCAUGUAUAGAGUUUUGGGGUGAACUAUCUCUUUAAGUGAUGUGUAGUCUAUUGUUUCAAUGAACUACAAAAGACAGUAACCCUACAACCCCACCCUCCCCCUCAGUAAUCCACCGUAUGUUAAUUGAAACUGUAAUCUUAGAUGUUUCAUAGUGCAUUAUCUUUGAAGUCAGAUGUUAACUAUAGUGAUUUUUGUAUCCUCUAGUAAAAUAUUUUCUAUGAUCUA